AUGUCGCACAAUUCACAUGUAGAUUCCAUAAUGUUUUCUUACGCCACCAAUAAUACCGUUAAACUCAGCCUAGAGGAAUUUAGCUAUUCAACGUCUAUACGGAAAAAAUAUCGUAAUGUAGUGCCGAGUACACGAUCACCACCGGUAACAACUGACACAACGAAAACAACAUCAAACAAAAGAGAUCUGUGCGAUCUAUCGUACGUAGACAAUGUACUGGUGUUGAAUCAUCGCAUAUUCGUUACCUAUCGAAAAAUCAUGUGGAUGAUAGACGUCAACGGUAAGAGGUACAAAGGACCAAUUGCGCUCAACGAUUACCUACGUUUUCUUCCGGCGAAUGUUUCCAUAAACGCUGCGUAUCAACGACCAUCUGGAGAAAUUGUAGUUUUCGCGGAUAAUCAAAUUUACAUGAUAGAAUAUUCGAGUUUACGAUUGAAGGACGGUUAG
Cyphomyrmex costatus is the source of this 447-nucleotide messenger RNA. RefSeq lists its product as uncharacterized. The transcript has a single exon. NCBI's taxonomy places the organism in Eukaryota, Metazoa, Arthropoda, Insecta, Hymenoptera, Formicidae. The coding region runs from base 1 to 447 and encodes 148 amino acids. The record is from RefSeq and is a predicted model, not a curated record.